AGUUGCAAACAUGUACAAGUGAGCCAAAUAGAAGAGCUAUUGCUCAGCAAGAAAGAAGAGAACGCAAGAGAGUCGGGAAUACAGUAAAUCAAAAAGCGGUUUCUCAACAGGAAAGAAGAAGGCGCGAAAGAAUAGAAAAUACAAUAGAUCGUAGGUCUAUUGCACAACAAUCAAGGAGAGAACUUGAGCGAGUGAAAAGAGCACAUACUAUACCAGACAAUGAAAUAUUUGCACAAUUUCAACUGCAAAAUAUACGACAUGAUCUCGGUCAUAUGGAUACAGCGUGUAUUCAUUGCGGUGCACUCCAUUGGUUAGAUGAGCGUAUUGUAAACUCUUCAAAAACUAACCCAAAAUUUGGGUCAUGUUGCAGGCAUGGAAAAGUUAUUCUUCCUCUUCUCCAUGAUCCACCUCUUCUUUUGCGGCAGCUUUUUGAGAGUCAAGAUAAGCAAUGUAAGGAAUUUCGUGCAAACAUAUGCCAAUACAAUGCAGCACAUGCGUUUACUUCGCUAGGAGUAAAUAUUGAUCAAACUAUUCUUAAUGGGCGUUCUCCGUAUAGCUUUCGUAUUCAUAGUGAACUGCGCCACCAUUCAGGUUCACUCCUUCCAGAGUCUAGCUUGAAUGCAAAUUAUGCGCAACUUUAUAUUUAUGAUCCAGAUAUUGCACAUCAAAUAAGGAUGGGACGAAACAAGAAUUUACAUACUCAAACAAUGUGGGAAUUACAAGAAAUUCUUCGGGAACAUCAUGCGUUUUAUCCUAUAUAUCAACAAGCUCAUGAGAUUCUUUCUCAAGUAUGUGAAGAAGGUGUAUCUGAAACUGACUUAGCUGUUCAUCUUCAUUUCAAUGCAGCAACAGAUCGACGUCGCUAUAAUCUUCCCACAUCAAAUGAAAUAGCUGUUAUUUUACCUGGUGAUGGAUCGGAGCCAAAGGCAAUGCAUGACAUUGUAAUUCGAUUACGUGGAGGACCACUAGAACAUAUUCACAAAGCUCAUCCAGCAUAUUUACCACUUCAUUAUGUGCUUUUUUUUUCACAUAGAGAGCUUGGUUGGCAUGCGGAAUUGCAUCACACUUUAAUAGAUGAAUACGGACAAUAUAUUGAAGAUUAG
Molecule: messenger RNA, 1103 nt
Organism: Cetraspora pellucida
Lineage: Eukaryota; Fungi; Glomeromycota; Glomeromycetes; Diversisporales; Gigasporaceae
Source: the annotation of a GenBank genome assembly